GUUUUACAGUUUGGAAAAGAUUUCAGAGCCCUUUUUUUUAUCCCUUUUCAUAAUGAACUUUGCGAUACAAAUAUUUUUGAGUUUGAGAGUUGAUUCGAAUACUGACGAUUUUUUAAAACGAUUUUAUUAGGGUAAGCUCCGGGGUUUUAUAAUUAUUUAGAUAACUUUUUUAUGGGCGCUUAUUCCUUUUCUAUCUUUUUCUGAAGCUGCUCGACGAUUCUUCUUUUUUUAAGGCCGUAGGCUUCCUGGAGAACAAGGGCUUCAUUAUUUUGAUAUGUUCACACUACAUCACUGCCACAAUGUGUUACAACUUUAGUUUAUUUGAAUUAUUUGAUUUUUCCAAAUAUGGAUUUUUGUAAUUCGUUGAAUCAAGGCCUUAUCGGAUGAGAAUUUUUCUUUCAUCGAAUCAACUCGCAUCUUCCCAUCCCUAAAACAUUAUGUUGGUAAAAGUAAAACCAUAGCACGGGACGAAAAUCGAAUCCAUGUCUGUGCAUAAUAAGAUCAGACAUGGCAACAGUCGAUUCAUAGGGCGGGACGAUUUCAUGUGAUCUCGCUGAUAAGAUAGCGGUUCACAGUUCACGUUACACGCCAUAGAGGCAGACAUUUGGAGCAUUGUUACAUCACCGUGUUCAGCUAUCGCUUUGGCCCAUGCAUUCAGCACUUUUCUAAAGGAGUAACGCAAGAACUUGGCGAUGGAGCAGCAACGACGUCCACAUGAAAAAGACCAAAUGUUGACAUUAGCAACCAGAAAAUGCUUGUUUCGUUUGUUGUCGUUUCUUGACAGUCAACUGCCGGAUUUUUCUGCGAUUUAUUCGUUUGUGUAUGUGGCCCUGGUGACAGCCAAUCCAUCAUACCGAGUUUAUUUUCGACGGCAGAGACUUUCGACUAAAUCGUCGACCGACUUAGAAGAAGAUGACUAUUCCCUUAUAAUCGGAAUUAGACUAGAACAUUUUAUGGAUGCCAAUCAGCAAUUGAAGAAAUUUUGGAAUUUGACUCCAUGGACAUUGGAUGAUGAGAAGCACGAAAGGGAAAUGGCCAUCGCUUUUGAGGAACUCGAUAUGAUCGACUGGAACUCGGAUGUUUUUGCCAUGCGCUACAGGCAUCAUAUUCCGCCCCCUGCUGUAACGAAUUUUCUUAUCGAUAAACAAGGACCAGGAUUAGACAACAAACGCAAUUACCCAUGCAAUCAAUAUUAUUUGCCCCAGGAGGAUGCCUUGAGUAUUAAAACCGAUGAAAUAGAUGGCGUCUACGUCAAGAGCUUGGAACGAUGUCAUGCACAGACGGUUUAUGAUCAUUGGCCUUACAGAGGAAAUGCAACUCUAGACAAUGUUUCCGACGAAAUUGAGCAACUACCUUCGGCUGGCGUCUUUUUGAAAGAGAACGACCAACUGGUGUCGUGGAUAACUUGCUAUCCACCCAACGGAAUGAGUCGACUUCACACGCUGGAGGAACACCGUCAUCGAGGAUAUGCAGGUCUCGCAACGAAAUAUCUUUCAAAGCGAGUUGCCCAGUCCGGUUUGGUUCCAUUUGUCAACAUCGUUGUUGAAAACGAAGCGUCGCACAAGUUUUUCGAGAGUGUGGGAUUCAAACUGCUCAGCCCUAUCCACAUUAAGAUAACAUCUCACGAUUCCUAACGACAUUAUUCCAGCUGUACUUCAUAGUUUUACGAAAUAAAAAUGAGAAACUGGAAAGAGACUUCCUUUCUUUAGCCAAAUUCUCCUUCCGGCGAGCUCCAGUUCUCAGAAUGGUAACGACCCUGCUCUAAAGUUCAUUUCUCAAUGUCCGCUAUACGUUUAGGCGCAGCUGUCUGCCAGUUUUCGACUAGUGGUGGAGGGAUCAAUAUCUCAAAUCUGAAGCAAAGUGUUUUAUGCGUUUCUGUCAGUCGGUCACUUCUUUAGUGGUCGUAAAGUGAGGAAUUCAGUUAAAAGUUUAAUCGAUGGAGAAGAAAUCAAAUCCUCUGGAAGGCGAUCAGUUGCAGUUGGCAAACAGAAAAUGUUUGCUUCGAUUGCUGUCGUUUCUUGACAGCAAACUGCCAGAGUCUUGUGCGGUUCAUUCGCUGGUGAAUGCGGCAGUUUCUACAGAAAAUCCUGCAUAUCGCGUCUAUUUUCGACGACAACAUGUUUCAACCACCUCGACGUGUUUGGAGGACGAAUUUUCUUUAGUUGUCGCGAUUGGGAUGGAGCGUUUUAUCAACUCCAGACAAGAAACCAAGAAAACCUGGUUUUUGUCUGCGUGGACUAACGAGGAUGACGGAAUGCUAGCGGAUGCUUACAAGGCCAUUGAUAUAAUAGACUGGAGCUUAGAUAUUGUUGUCAUGCACCAUAAGAACCAUGCACCACACCCUACAAUUAGUCAUUUUAUUGCUAGUAAACAAACAAUGGGUCAUUGUUAUCCGUGUGAUCAGUACGUUUUAUCUAGGAAGAACGCCGUAUAUCUCCACAUCAGGGAAAUAGACGGAGUUUACGUUAAAAGCUUGGAACGUUGUCACGCCCAAACUGUUUAUGAUUACUGGCCCUACAACGAAGGCACCACAGUGGAGAAUGUUGCCAAGGAAAUCGAAGAGCUUCCUUCGGCUGGAGUGUUUUUGACAGACAACGAUAAACUGGUGUCUUGGAUGAUGAGCCAUCCGCCCAAUGGAAUGAGUCGACUUCACACGUUACAAGAUACCGCCGACGAGGAUACGCAGCUCUGGUAACCCGGUCCCUUUCUAAACGAGUAGCGCAGUGUGGAUUCGUUCCGUUUGUCAAUGUCGAUACAGAAAACGUAGUUUCGCGAACGUUUUUUGAAAAUAUGACAUUCAAAUUGUUUCGGCCUGUUCACGUUGGAGUUACAGAACCAAGUCAAAUACUAUGAAAUGAAUUGCUAAAAUAUUUUAACCUUACAAUUUU
Messenger RNA from Daphnia pulicaria, 2888 nucleotides. RefSeq lists its product as uncharacterized. The record is from RefSeq and is a predicted model, not a curated record. Lineage: Eukaryota; Metazoa; Arthropoda; Branchiopoda; Diplostraca; Daphniidae. Bases 693 to 1634 code for a protein of 313 amino acids. The transcript is spliced from 9 exons. Gene Ontology annotation, molecular function: acyltransferase activity, transferring groups other than amino-acyl groups.